AUGGGUCGUAGCAACCUGGAUGUAGAGGCGCAGUUGCGUGCCUGGCAGAAGACGCAGGCAAAGGAGGUGCCGGUGAGUUUCAUGGAGUGGCAUAACCUUGAGUCCAACCUUCCCAUCGUCCUUCCACUCGCCGCGGUGACGCUGGUUACAUGCAUCAUCAUCACUCUAGUUCCCUUCAUUGGGCGUGGGAAGUCCGCGAAGUCUGGGGCCGGAAUUGCACAUCAGUAUGCUGCAGGGCUCGCCGGUACACGUGCGCUGAUCUUUGCAUCGCGAUUCAACCCGUUCGCGUUCUCCGCGUUCAUCACGGUAUGGCUGCUGCUCAGCGCGACGAACACGGUUUUUUGCCUGAUGCAGGCCGCAUCUACAGCUGCCACGCCGGCGGCGACCUUCUCGGAAACCCUCGACGGGUUUCUGAAGCCCGCGGUGAUUCUCUUCGUCAUUCAAUACUGGGCGAUAACCUCACUCCUCAUUCAUGUGCUCUUCACAGCGCAUCGCUACUACAUUGGAAGCGCGGCUUCGUUUCCACCCUUUCUGGUGAGUUUCUACCAAGUAGCAUCCCUAAAAGGAAAUGAGGUGGACCGAUGGCCAGUUACAACCGUUAACGCCGCACUUGUAAUCUCUGUUGCGACGGCGAUUGCGUUCACUGUCCCGUGGAUCAAGAAUGAGUAUCGCAUAGCCAUGCGCGACCUCAACGCGAACGCCGCGAGUACGUUGGGGUACCGCAAAAAAGUUGUGGAAAAGAAGGGAGAGAAGAAGCGUGCUUGA
Molecule: messenger RNA, 765 nt
Organism: Trypanosoma grayi
Lineage: Eukaryota; Euglenozoa; Kinetoplastea; Trypanosomatida; Trypanosomatidae
Exons: 1
Coding region: 1-765 (254 amino acids)
Source: RefSeq, a predicted model, not a curated record